This is a messenger RNA of Adelges cooleyi (spruce gall adelgid), 2135 nucleotides long. Its product is annotated as kelch-like protein 2. NCBI's taxonomy places the organism in Eukaryota, Metazoa, Arthropoda, Insecta, Hemiptera, Adelgidae. The transcript has 11 exons. The coding region runs from base 349 to 2094 and encodes 581 amino acids. Gene Ontology annotation, molecular function: protein binding. The record is from RefSeq and is a predicted model, not a curated record.
UCUGUGUAAACAAACCUACAAAUUUUGUUGUUGUUAAUAAUUGAGAUUUCGUUUUGUACACUCUAAAUUUCUGUAAAUUAUUACUAGUUAAUGUAGAUUUAGCGCCAUAGAAACAAUUUGUUUUCAUUGUUGUUGCUACAGGUCCGGCUCGUGAGAAUCUUGAAUUUUAUGAUAAAUAUUGCGUAGUGUUUCGUUAUUUCGUUUCAAUUUGCGAUACAAUUUCAUAAUUUUUAAUUUCAUACAAGAUUUUUUUUCUCGUUAACAAUUUGAGGUAAGCUAAUUUUACAAUUAGUUAACAACCAGACAUAGAAAAAGUAUAUCUAUAAUCUUUAUACAAGCAAAACAAUUAUGGAAGUUAGUAUGCAAAAACACUUCGAAAGAAUGUAUCAAUUCUAUAAGCACAAAGAAUUUUGUGAUGUAACUUUGGUUACAGAUGAAGGCUUAAAAAUUGAAGCACACAGAAAUGUAUUGGCUUCUGCGAGUCAUGUGUUUUAUAAGAUGUUAAGUGGGCAUUUUAAAGAGAAAAACGAAAAUGAGAUUCUUAUAAAAGAAAUAGAUUCUACAAUUUUAGAAUUGGUGGUCGAAUUUGCAUAUACUUAUAAACUGGAUGUUAAAGAAAACAAUUGCGAGAAACUAUUGAUGGCUGCCGAAAUGUAUGAUGUAAGUGGUAUAAGAAAAUUGUGUUGCAAAUAUAUUAAAAAAAACAUAAAUCCUACAAAUUGUGUGCGUUUUAUGAAAAAGUCCAAAUUAAUAUCAGACAAAAAUAUUUACAAUUUUUGUUGGUCAUAUUUUUUGAAAUAUUUCUUUAUAAUUGUGACAUUGGAUCAAGCGUUAGAAACACUUUAUGACUUUGAGUUUGAUGAUGUUGUCGAGUUUAUUGCACGCGAUGAUUUAGUAAUUGAUUCUGAGGAAAAGAUAUUUGAUUUUAUUGUUGAUUGGAUACGAUAUAACACAGAUGAACGUAAUGGCUUUUUACCGAAUUUUAUGAAAUAUUUACGUUUACCUUCAAUUUCAAAAAAAGGACUACAAAGGAUUUAUAAUCAUCCAUUAGUGGGAAAUAAUACCAAUGUUAUGAGAGGAAUAUUAGACAAUAUCACCAAAACUUACAUCAAAUCAAAACCACCAGUUACUCUUGGAAGAUGUACUCAAGAAUCAUCAAAUAUUAUUUUUGCAAUUAAUGGUGAUUUAACCAGUGGCGGUUCCUCUGUGAAGUAUAUGGAUAUUAGAAACGAUAAUGACUUAAGAUGGAAAUCAAGCGAGCAUUUAUUUUUUUUGCCUCCCCGUAAAGAUACAACGAUGGUAGUCUCUGAAAAUGGGAUAAUACUUGCCAUUGGUGGUUUAAACGAGUCUGGUAGAUUGACCAAUCUUGUAGACGAGCUUGAUCUUAAGUCAGAAUCAAAACAAUGGGUUUCUACAAGGCCAUUGAACCGACCACGAAGAUCAUUUGGUGUUUGUACUUACAAACAGUACAUAUAUGUCGUGGGAGGCUGUGAUUACUCAAAUUGGAAAAGUUCGAAUUCUGUAGAAUACUAUAAUACAAAUUCAAAAGUAUGGACCGAAAUUACUGAACCAAUGCCCACUGCUCGCUCCGAGUGUAGUGCUGCAGUAUUUAAUAAUAAAUUAUAUGUUUUUGGUGGACGUAAUGAACAAAGUAGUUCUAAUCGUGGUUCUCUUGCAACUGUAGUAUGCUAUGACAUUGAAAAUAAACACUGGAAACAACUUAAACCAAUGCCCAAGUGUAAUUUGGGUAUGAGUUUAUCAAGAAUAGAUAACGUCAUUUAUCUCAUUGGUGGUAGUGCUGAUGAAUCAUGUGUACAACGAGUUAUGAAGUUUGACUUACAAAAUUUCAAAUUUGAUGAAAUGCCUAACAUGACCAUGGAUUGUAAAUUGGGUUGCGCAAGUGUUGUUAUCUUGAAAAACGACUUAUACGUGUUUGUGAAUAAUGGACGAGAACUUCAUUGUGAAAGAUUUGACAAAGAAAAAAAUCAAUGGCUAUUGGUUGACUCAUCAGAAAACUUAUUAUACUCAAUAUAUCAACCUAUCAUUACUUUUAAUAAUGUUACACUGAAUUAUUGUUAUGGUAUUCACCUAUAAUACUAUGUUUUUGUGUUAAUACCAUUUUGUGUACUCAAUUU